Messenger RNA from Equus quagga, 1070 nucleotides. RefSeq names its product putative claudin-24. NCBI's taxonomy places the organism in Eukaryota, Metazoa, Chordata, Mammalia, Perissodactyla, Equidae. Bases 291 to 947 code for a protein of 218 amino acids. Gene Ontology annotation, cellular component: plasma membrane; bicellular tight junction. The transcript has a single exon. Gene Ontology annotation, biological process: bicellular tight junction assembly; cell adhesion. The record is from RefSeq and is a predicted model, not a curated record. Gene Ontology annotation, molecular function: structural molecule activity.
UCAUCUUUAGACUUAUAAUCAUCAAGCAUUGGGGAUAUAAUUUUACCAAGCAAAUUGGAAGGUAACAGAUCAAAUCCUUAUCAGAAAGCCUAACUCAUAGUUUUAAGCGUUCUUCGUCCUUUACAUGAAACAUUAUAUUCAAGAAGAACAAAAACGCAUUUCAGAGUGCCCAAAGAGUUAAUGACCAAAGCUUAUAUUCCAGGCAGCAUAGAACCAAGAUCGUCACACUACUGUCAACCACAAAAGACAGCUGUCCUAUAGGGGCGGCAGAAGUCCUCAGAUUUGUUGCAAUGGCUUUAGUCUUCAGAGUAGUGAUGCAAUUCGUUGGACUUUCAUUAUCUUUGCUGGGAUGGGUUUUAUCCAUUAUUACAACUUAUUUGCCAUACUGGAAAAACCUCAACCUGGACUUAAAUGAAAUGGAAAACUGGACCAUGGGGCUCUGGCAAACGUGCGUCAUCCAGGAGGAAGUGGGGAUGCAGUGCAAGGACUUUGAUUCCUUCCUGGCUUUGCCUGCCGAACUCAGGGGCUCCAGGAUUCUCAUGUUCCUGUCAAACGGGCUGGGGCUCCUGGGCCUGCUGGUCUCGGGGUUUGGACUGGACUGCUUGAGAAUUGGAGAGAGACAGCCAGCCUGCAAGAAGCGACUGCUGAUCCUGGGAGGACUUCUGUUCUGGACGGCGGGCAUCACGACCGUCGUGCCGGUCUCCUGGGUGGCCCACCUGAUCGUCCGGGAGUUCUGGGAUGAGACUAUCCCAGAGAUUGUGCCCAGGUGGGAGUUCGGGGAAGCCCUCUUUCUCGGGUGGUUUGCUGGAUUCUCUCUCCUCCUAGGAGGGUGUCUGCUCCACUGUGCAGCCUGCUCGACCCCAGCUCCUCCAGCCUCGGGCCACUAUGCAGUGGCAGAAAUGCAUAGUCCAUACCUGGAAAAUGGAACUGCAGAUCCUAAAGUGUAAGACUUGGACAAGACCAGAGAGCCGCAUCUUUCUACAUCAACUGCGAUGUAGGCUCUACAUGACAAAGGGGUCUUUGUUAUGUAACUAAAUCUGUGCUGGUCACAAUUUCUCACCGAACGACUA